AUGCCACCAGGUCUCCUGAGUCAGUACAGUGAUUUGGAAAGAACCUCAUAUGAGUGGUAUAUUCCUAAAGGGAUCUUAAAGACUGGCUGGAUGAACAAGCACUUGAAUCUGGUGCCCGCCCUUGUGGUUGUGUUCUAUGAGCUGGACUGGGAUGAACCUCAACAGAGUUUACAAGGGAGAAACACAAAAGUUGCAGUCGUUCUGAUUCAGAAGAAAACCCCUUUGCCCCCAGAAUUUGUAGUUUUUGGAAUAAUGUUUGAGAUGUUGGGAGAUACUACAAAAUUUCUUUUGUUUGUUAGACAUCAGUUCAAAAUAGCUUUCUUCAGUGAGUUAAAGCAAGAUACACAAAAUGCCUUGAAGAAUUAUAGGACCGCCUAUAAUCUUGUACAUGAAUUGAGAGCCCAUGAAACCAACAUUUUGGAAAUCAAGACUAUGGCAGGAUUUAUAAACUACAAGAUCUGUAGGCUGUGUUUUCAGCAUAAUACCCCAUUGGAUGCAAUUGCUCAGUUUCGAAAACAUAUUGAUUUGUGUAAAAAAAAGAUUGGAAGUGCUGAGUUGUCUUUUGAGCAUGCUGCAUGGAUGUCUAAACAAUUUCAGGCCUUUGGAGAUUUAUUUGAUGAAGCAAUUAAACUAGGAUUGACAGCCAUUCAAACUCAGAAUCCUGGUUUCUAUUACCAGCAGGCUGCAUACUAUGCGCAGGAGCGGAAACAGCUUGCCAAAACACUCUGUAACCAUGAGAAGUUUUUCUUUGAAGGAACUGAUCUGAGUCAAGGAGUGUGCACGUACAAUGUUGAUGUGAAGGACUUAUGUUCAGUGAGCUAUCUUAAGAUGGGUUGUGUCUUGUAUACAGGUUUUGAUCUCUCUGACCCUGAAAAAGAGAAAGUCGGAGUUCUUGCCAUUCAGCUAAAGGAGAGAAAUGUUGUUCAUUCUGAAAUAAUAAUAACUCUUCUGAGUAAUGCUGUUGCACAGUUUAAGAAGUAUAAGUGUCCAAGAAUGAAAAGCCAUCUGAUGGUUCAAAUGGGAGAAGAAUAUUAUGCAAAGGAUUAUACCAAAGCUUUGAAGUUGCUGGAUUAUGUCAUGUGUGAUUAUCGGAGUGAAGAGAAUAAUGGACAUGCAUUUAAGGUGUCUAGUAGUAACUUAGACAUUUUUGUUUUAUUUCUAGUACAAUGCAAAGCCAAGUUUCAUGCCCCAAGUUUUCAUGUGGAUGUUCCCGUUCAGUUCCAUAUUUAUCUGAAGGCUGAUUGUCCACAUCCCAUUCGGUUUUCCAAGCUCUGUAUCAGCUUUAAUAAUCAGAUUACUUCAGUGGAUCUGGUUCUAGGUAAUGAGUCCGGAAGAUGUGUGGUUUUAAGUUGGCAGGGAGGAGGAGGAGAUGCUGCUUCCUCCCAGGAAGCACUACAGGCAUCCCGUUCCUUCAAAAGGCGGCCUAAGCUCCCUGACAACGAGGUUCACUGGGACAGCAUGAUCAUUCAGGCAAGCACAAUGAUCAUAUCCAGAGUUCCAAACGUCUCUGUCCAUCUGCGACACGAGCCUCCUGCCCUAAUGAAUGAAAUGUAUUGUUUGGUUGUGACUGUUCAGUCCCACGAAAAGACCCAAAUCACAGACGUGAAGCUCACAGCUGGUUUAAAACCAGGACAGGAUGCCAAUUUAACUCAGAAAACGCAUGUGACUCUUCAUGGAACAGAGCUAUGUGAUGAGUCUUUCCCUGCUCUGCUCACCGACAUUCCUGUUGGAGAUUUACACCCAGGGCAGCAGCUGGAAAAAACCUUCUAUGUUCGCUGUGGGACAGUGGGAUCAAGAAUGUUUCUUGUCUAUGUUUCUUAUUUGAUCAGUACAACUGUUAAAGAAAAAGAGAUCAUUUGCAAGUGUCACAAGGAUGAAACUGUAACAGUAGAGACGGUGUUUCCAUUUGAUGUUGCAGUUAAAUUUGUCUCUUCAAAGUUUGAGCACCUAGAAAGGGUCUAUGCUGACAUCCCCUUUCUGUUGAUGACGGAUGUUUUAAGUGCCUCUCCAUGGGCCCUCACCAUUGUAUCCAGUGAGCUCCAGCUUGCUCCGGCUAUGACCCCUGUGGAUCAGCUAGAGUCCCAGGUGGACAAAGUUGUCUUACAGACUGGAGAGAGUGCUAGUGAAUGCUUUUGUCUUCGGUGCCCAUCUGAAGGAAAUGUUGAAGGUGGAGUUGCAACGGGGCAUUACGUUAUCUCCUGGAAAAGGACUUCAGCCCUAGAAACCGUCCCUGUCAUCAGUACCACCAUCACUCUACCACACGUGAUUGUAGAGAACAUCCCUCUCCACGUGAAUGCAGAUCUGCCUUCAUUUGGACGUGUCAGAGAGUCCCUGCCUGUCAAGUACCACCUACAGAAUAAGACGAACUUAGUGCAAGACGUGGACAUUUCUGUGGAGCCUAGUGAUGCCUUCAUGUUCUCCGGUCUUAAACAGAUUCGAUUACGCAUCCUACCUGGUACCGAACAGGAAAUACUGUAUAAUUUCUACCCUCUGAUGGCUGGCUACCAGCAGCUGCCAUCUCUCAACAUCGACUUGCUGAGAUUCCCGAACUUCACGAAUCAGCUGCUGAGGCGUUUUAUACCCACCAGUAUUUUUGUAAAGCCACAAGGUCGGCUCGGGGAUGAGAACUCGAUUGCUGCUGCCUGAUGUUGGAGCCUGGCCCGGCUGUGCUUCCAGUGGAGCGGAUCAUAGGUUUUCAUUGUGAACGGUAGCUUUGAUCAUGAUAAAAAGUCAAUGUUUUCUAUUUUUUAAUGAAUAUUAUGCCAACAAUUCAGAGGAACUCAUGCUUAAAAUCUAUACUCUUAUAUUUUCACUAAUAAAUAUUUGGAAUCUGUCAGUGCUACAACAAGAUGAUCAGUCCAUUGUUAUUAUUGAAAGUAAUGCCAUGACUAGUCAGUUUUUAAAAGUCAGUGGUUUGCAUGUUUGAUAACAAAGGUAAAAAUCAAGCGUCCUCAGAUGACUGAACAAGGAGAAGGAAAAUGCACCAAAGUUGCCCAAUAAAAUGCUGGGCCCCCUGUGAGCCUCUGUUCAGUUAGCUAAAUGAAGUAAAUCCAUCCUCACAGAUGGAAAGUGUGCUCAGAAGACACACAGAAUGUUUCAUGAACAGUUGUGUAACUGGUAGGGAAAACUUCCAGAAAAUUUUGAGCAAAGCAAUUUAAGGAAGUUGUCUAAGCACAACUUACCACCAAAAUAUGUCAUUAGGUUCAACUUGUCGCCAAAAUAGAAACCAUUAAGGAACAGGUUCAAGCAUGUGUUAAUAAAAUCUUACUUUGAAAAAGAAGGCUCUGAUGAUGAGAAGAAUUUCUAAAAAGAAUUUGAAAAAGAUAAAAGAUGUUAAAACUUAAAUUCCUAAUUCAUGCAAAUAAGUCAUUUUGAAUUUUUUCUUUGUUAAAAUACCUUAACUUAAAAGAACCUGGAACUAAUUAUUAUUUAAAGGACAGGCAUUGUAAAAAGGAAAUAAGUGAUGUGAAUAAAUAUGGUCUCUUUCAUA
This is a messenger RNA of Echinops telfairi (small Madagascar hedgehog), 3490 nucleotides long. RefSeq names its product trafficking protein particle complex subunit 11 (gene TRAPPC11). The coding region runs from base 1 to 2646 and encodes 881 amino acids. NCBI's taxonomy places the organism in Eukaryota, Metazoa, Chordata, Mammalia, Afrosoricida, Tenrecidae. The record is from RefSeq and is a predicted model, not a curated record. The transcript is spliced from 25 exons.